This is a messenger RNA of Oncorhynchus tshawytscha (Chinook salmon), 921 nucleotides long. RefSeq lists its product as uncharacterized. The record is from RefSeq and is a predicted model, not a curated record. The transcript has a single exon. The annotation marks the transcript as partial. Lineage: Eukaryota; Metazoa; Chordata; Actinopteri; Salmoniformes; Salmonidae.
UCUUCAUCCUCUGCUUCUUCUUCUUCUUCAUCCUCUGCUUCUUCUUCUUCUUCAUCCUCUGCUUCUUCUUCUUCUUCAUCCUCUGCUUCUUCUUCUUCUUCAUCCUCUGCUUCUUCUUCUUCAUCCUCUGCUUCUGCUUCUUCUUCUUCAUCCUCUGCUUCUUCUGCUUCUGCUUCUUCUUCUUCUUCUUCACCCUCUGCUUCUUCUUCUUCAUCUUCUUCAUCCUCUGCUUCUUCUUCUUCAUCCUCUGCUUCUUCUUCUUCUUCAUCUUCUUCAUCCUCUGCUUCUUCUUCUUCUUCUUCAUCUUCUUCAUCCUCUGCUUCUUCUUCUUCUUCACCCUCUGCUUCUUCUUCUUCUUCACCCUCUGCUUCUUCUGCUUCUUCACCCUCUGCUUCUUCUGCUUCUUCACCCUCUGCUUCUUCUGCUUCUUCACCCUCUGCUUCUUCUUCUUCUUCUUCCUCUGCUUCUUCUUCUUCUUCUUCACCCUCUGCUUCUUCUUCUUCUUCAUCCUCUGCUGCUUCUUCUUCUUCUUCUUCACCCUCUGCUGCUUCUUCUUCUUCUUCUUCAUCCUCUUCUUCUUCUUCUUCACCCUCUGCUGCUUCUUCUUCUUCUUCUUCAUCCUCUGCUGCUUCUUCUUCUUCUUCUUCAUCCUCUGCUGCUUCUUCUUCAUCCUCUGCUUCUUCUUCUGCUUCUUCAUCCUCUGCUUCUUCAUCCUCUGCUUCUUCUUCUUCUUCACCCUCUGCUUCUUCUUCUUCUUCACCCUCUGCUUCUUCUUCUUCUUCACCCUCUGCUUCUUCUUCUUCUUCAUCCUCUGCUUCUUCUUCUUCUUCAUCCUCUGCUUCUUCUUCUUCUUCAUCCUCUGCUUCUUCUUCUUCUUCAUCCUCUGCUGCUUCUUCUUCUUCAUCCUCUGCUGCUUCUUCU